Molecule: messenger RNA, 960 nt
Organism: Punctularia strigosozonata HHB-11173 SS5
Lineage: Eukaryota; Fungi; Basidiomycota; Agaricomycetes; Corticiales; Punctulariaceae
Product: ATP:ADP antiporter
Exons: 8
Coding region: 1-960 (319 amino acids)
Biological process (GO): mitochondrial ATP transmembrane transport; mitochondrial ADP transmembrane transport
Cellular component (GO): mitochondrial inner membrane
Molecular function (GO): ATP:ADP antiporter activity
Source: RefSeq, a predicted model, not a curated record
AUGUCGGACAGCCAGAAAGACAAACAACUGUCUGCCAAGCCGGCCAAUCUAACGACCUUCUUGGUUGAUUUUUUGAUGGGUGGCACAGCGGCCUCCAUAUCGAAGACUGCAGCCGCUCCCAUCGAGCGCGUCAAGCUGCUCAUCCAGAAUCAGGGCUCCAUGAUCGCCGCCGGUCGGCUCGAACGCCCUUACACUGGCAUCAUCGAUUGCUUCCAGCGCACAUACAACGAAGAAGGGCUCAAGAGCCUCUGGCGCGGAAAUGGCACCAACGUAUUGCGCUACUUCCCUACCCAGGCUUUGAACUUUGCCUUCAAGGAUACGUACAAGAAAAUGUUCGGAUUCAAGAAGAACGAAGGGUACGCUCUCUGGCUCAUGGGUAACGUUGCCAGCGGCGCCGCAGCCGGGGCCUCCUCGUCCAUCUUCGUAUACUCGCUCGAUUACGCGAGGACUCGUCUCUCGGCCGACCUCAAGUCGGCUGGCACAGGCGGCCAGCGUCAAUUCAACGGCCUGAUCGACGUCUACAAGCAGACGCUCAAAUCCGAUGGCAUCGUCGGCCUCUACCGUGGCUUCGUCCCCAGCGUCAUCGGCAUUAUGAUCUACCGCGGUUUCUACUUCGGCGGCUAUGACACCAUCAAAGGCACCUUCCUCGUCGGCCCGCUCCAAGGCAACUUCUUCGCCUCCUUCGCCGUUGGCUGGCUUUGCACUACGGGUGCGGCGCUGGCCGCCUACCCGCUCGACACCAUCCGCCGCCGCAUGAUGAUGACGAGCGGCAACGCCGUCAAGUACAAGAACUGGAUCGACGCCGGGAAGCAGAUCGCGGUCAAGGAGGGACCCAAGGCGCUCUUUGCCGGGGCCGGGGCGAACAUCCUCCGCGGCGUAGCCGGAGCCGGCGUGCUCGCCCUGUACGACAAGUUCCAGGAGCUUGCUUGGGGCAAGGUGUAUGCUGCUGGAUCGGGCUGA